AACUAUAGCCAAUAAAACAAUUUAAAAUAAAAACUCCCGCCCGAAGUGAUAAGACAUAAUAUAAAGAGAUAUAAUUUCAAGAGCAAAAUGGGUCGUACGUCAUUGAAUGGCAGUUCAGCUGCUGAUAAUUUAAGUUCCCUGUUUCGAGAUCUGAAUCAUCAUCAAAAUAAUCUUAGUCAAACAAAUCAAAACCAUCAGACAAAUGGAUUGGAUCAUGAUGAUAAGCCUAUCUAUGCCAUGGAUCAUUUGGCCACGUUUAAAGUGAAACAUGAAUCAGAGCUUAAGAAUCCAAUUGAGAAAAUUAAACUUCUCAAAGACACAAAUGUUUGUCCCCAAAAGAUGUUUAUGAAGUUUAAUGGACAAUGGAUUGUCAUACUCGAUCAGGAUCAGGUAGAAAUCGAGAGUUUUCCAGGCUCUUUGAUACAUGAACCAGCAGCCCUUAUAAGCAAAGAUCCACUCGAAGAAUUCAACAAUAUGCUGGUAUUUUCAGUAUCAGGAUCUGCUCUGGGAAAUACAGAAAUGCACGUUUUCCAAGUUGAGGAUGCUUCAGCUGUUGAAUUAGUAGAAGAUCUAAAACUCGUUCGCCAUGGGAAAAUAGUAACUCAACGUCGUAAUCGCAUUGAACCUAAGCCACUAAAACAUCAAAUUCCGAAUGGCAUAAGAGAUCAAUAUGGGAUCCGUGAAGCCAUGCUCAAAAGUCGUGACAGUGAAGAUACAAAAGAACGUGACAUAAAUGUUUUGAAUCAUUGCUUCGAAGAUAUUGAGAAGUUUGUUUUUCGUUUACAUUAUGCCGCAGAGGCUUUAGAUGAAUUGCAAAAUAGAAAACAACAAAAUAAACUCAAUUCAAAUCCUCAUGGUGAGGGUUUGUUGGUUUUGCGUUCAAGACCACCAGUUGAAAAUGAAUUUAUGGAUAUUUUUGCCAAGUUUAAGCUUGCCUUUAACUUUUCGGCCCGUCUUCAAAAACACAUGUCAAAAGAGAAGUCUCCGAUCGAUGAUAUGUUUGUAUCGCUAGGGACUAUUGUUGUCAUAUGCAAUGAUGUGUACGUCAAUCAGGGUAUUCCUCAAGGUGUAGUCAAUCCUCUUUUGAGAAAGGAGACAAUAAACUACAUGGAGUCUUGUGUCACUCCGUCACAGCGUGAUUUCUGGCAGUCGCUGGGGAAGAAUUGGACUCUUCCAAAAGAAUCUUUUAAGGAUCACAAAGGAUCUUACCAUCCGAUAUUCUUCGAUGACUGGUCGCCAGAUUUUAUUGUUGACGAACCUGUUGAGUAUAUACCUCCACCGCCAGUACAUAGUAACACCAAGACCGAGGGAAACCUCAUGCAUGAUAUUACAAAUGCAACCUGGCAUAGAAAAUUGAAGUCACGAAACGUCAGAAUAGCUGAGGUUACACAUCCAAGACCAGCACAUACAGAUAAGGAGCUAUCAGUUGUAAAGGGUGAAUAUUUAGAGAUUAUUGAUGAUUCCCGAAAUUGGUGGAAGGCAAGAAAUAAUCGUGGACAAAUUGGAUACGUUCCAAAUUCUAUCCUGAACCCACAUAAUUUUGAAACUUCGGAAGCUUCAACUUACUUGGGACAAGUAUCUGAUACAGAGUCGCUGUCAUCAUCAAUAAAUGAUCAGGCAGUGAUGGAAAGUGGAAAAGCUGGAAGAACUUCUUUAUAUGCCUACGAAACUGAGCGGGAAAUGCCGAAGCAGGUUCUGCCCAGAAGAUCAUUAAGCGAACCGUCACCACCACCUCCUCCACCACCGCCACCAGGCGAAACCCCUCCACCAACUCCAAUUAACAGUUUCCAAAAGGAAUUGGCAUUAGCCGGAGCACUUGUUGCUAUGCGAGCUCGCAACGAUUGUGACACUGAAAACUUAGAAUCCCAAGAUGUAAUACAAGAAGAACUUCGCCAAUCCAUGUUACAACGAGAGAAACGUAGAGAUUUAGAAAUUCUCAAAACUCCACAAAUCUAUAUUGAAGCAUCGUCAACGAGCAAAGAAGUUGAAGAAUGGUUACGUAAAAAAGGUUUCUCUGAUCAAGUUAUUAAAAAAUUGCACGGUCUAAAUGGAAGCGAAUUGUUUGCUUUACCCGAUGAAACUGUUGAUGGAUAUUUUUGUAAAGAAGAUAGUCAACGUUUAAAAUCACAAGUUCUAUUACAGAAAAAAUUCAGCGGGUUCAAGACAACUCGAUCAAAUGAAUUGCAAGCAAUUUUAGCACGUAGGCGAAAGAAGGCGGAUGCAACUAUUUUGGAAGAAGCCGAUGAAGUUUGAGAUAUUAAAAUGAUGAAAUGCGAAGAAAU
Molecule: messenger RNA, 2282 nt
Organism: Eupeodes corollae
Lineage: Eukaryota; Metazoa; Arthropoda; Insecta; Diptera; Syrphidae
Product: epidermal growth factor receptor kinase substrate 8
Exons: 8
Coding region: 88-2253 (721 amino acids)
Biological process (GO): regulation of Rho protein signal transduction; Rho protein signal transduction
Cellular component (GO): plasma membrane
Molecular function (GO): actin binding
Source: RefSeq, a predicted model, not a curated record